UAAAAGUCUAAACAAGAAAUCAAUCCAUGGCAACACCAACAGCUGAGAUAAUUUCAUUUCACGCAAAUUUAAAAAUUUUCUUACCAUUUUCCCUUUCCUUUUCCGCUUUUAUUAAUUGAAAAAUCCAAAAACCGUUGCGUAACGGUGCCUGUCAUUCCAUUAUAAAACCAUUGCAUUUAUUUGGCAGAGUUGCCCUUUAGCUUUAUUUGCUUUUGCAGACUCCACGCAACAACAUUCGGUUGGGGUGCAGCCCACACCUUUAGCUCGUCUCUCGCCUUCAUCUCCUGCAAAAUAAAUUAGGCUUUAAAAUGGAAGGUAUCGUUGUUAGGAGAGUUAUCGCUUCUGAUAACAGUUGCCUCUUCAAUGCAGUAGGUUAUGUCAUGGAUCAUGACAGAAACAAGGCUUCCGAGCUGAGACAGGUUAUAGCAGCGACAGUUGCCAGUGAUCCAGAGAAGUAUUCCGAAGCAUUCCUUGGAAAGACUAAUGAAGAGUACUGUGCAUGGAUUCUAAACCCAGAAAAGUGGGGAGGUGCUAUUGAGCUUGCAAUAUUGGCUGAUUAUUAUGGACGAGAGAUUGCUGCUUAUGAUAUACAAACCACAAGAUGUGAUUUGUAUGGGCAGGAAAAGAAAUUUGCAGAAAGAGCAAUGCUUAUAUACGAUGGCCUCCAUUACGAUGCUCUGGCCAUGUCGCCCUCUGAAGGAGCUCCUGAGGAAUUUGAUCAGACAAUAUUCACAGUGCAGAUGGACCGAACCGUGGGGCCAGUCGAGAGACUCGCCCUUAAUCUUGUAAGAGACCAGCAGAGGAAGAGGAGCUAUACAGAUACUGCAAACUUCACUCUGCGAUGUGGUGUGUGUCAAAUUGGAGUUGUGGGGCAGAAGGAGGCCGUAGAGCACGCGCAGGCGACGGGGCACGUCAACUUCCAGGAAUUCAAAUGAGGCCACACUUAGCAGCAGAUCAAAUCUCUGCAUUUGCUUUGCUUGUUUAGUGCUGUUGUUGUACAACUCCAAAAUAUGCAGUUGUUGUAUCAUUUUCGAAUUCAUUUGGUAUAGAAUAAGAAUAAACAAAUAAGUCCCAUGAUGUUAAAUUUGAAUAUUAAAGAAAUUUGUUG
Salvia miltiorrhiza (redroot sage) is the source of this 1108-nucleotide messenger RNA. RefSeq names its product OVARIAN TUMOR DOMAIN-containing deubiquitinating enzyme 2-like. Gene Ontology annotation, biological process: endoplasmic reticulum unfolded protein response; protein deubiquitination. Lineage: Eukaryota; Viridiplantae; Streptophyta; Magnoliopsida; Lamiales; Lamiaceae. Gene Ontology annotation, cellular component: cytosol; nucleus. Gene Ontology annotation, molecular function: cysteine-type deubiquitinase activity. The record is from RefSeq and is a predicted model, not a curated record. Bases 309 to 935 code for a protein of 208 amino acids. The transcript is spliced from 9 exons.